CGUUGUCAUGGCGGCGGUGGCGGCGGCUUAGGCCGGGCCUGGUGGUGAGAGCGGAGGGGACACCGGGACGGGCUGUUCGCUCUUCCCUUCCUCCCGCUCGUUCCUGGGAUUCCGGAGCCGCCGGGAUGACCCAGGCGGAGCUCCGGCUCUGCUCCCUCCUGCUGCAGGAGCAUUUCGGGGAAAUUGUGGAAAAAGUGGGGAAUUCUCUGCUCCGGACGGGGCCGCGGCCGCUGCGGCUCCUGGUGGGGGACACGGGGCUGCUCCCGGAUCAGGUGAAGAAGGCGCUGUGCGUGCUGAUCCAGCACGGCCUGGCGCGCUACGAGGCGCAGCCGCGCGGCCCCGUGGAGUACGAGGCGCGGGGCCGGCGCGUGCUGCGCCUGCUGCGCUACCCCCGCUACAUCUACACGGCCAAGGCGCUCUACGGCGACCCCGGCGAGCUGCUGGUGGAGGAGCUGCUG
Messenger RNA from Pyrgilauda ruficollis (rufous-necked snowfinch), 458 nucleotides. Its product is annotated as DNA-directed RNA polymerase III subunit RPC3-like. The annotation marks the transcript as partial. Gene Ontology annotation, molecular function: single-stranded DNA binding. Gene Ontology annotation, cellular component: RNA polymerase III complex. The record is from RefSeq and is a predicted model, not a curated record. NCBI's taxonomy places the organism in Eukaryota, Metazoa, Chordata, Aves, Passeriformes, Passeridae. The transcript has 3 exons.